Messenger RNA from Protobothrops mucrosquamatus (brown spotted pit viper), 1830 nucleotides. RefSeq names its product solute carrier family 22 member 15-like. Bases 127 to 1605 code for a protein of 492 amino acids. The record is from RefSeq and is a predicted model, not a curated record. Gene Ontology annotation, cellular component: membrane. Gene Ontology annotation, molecular function: transmembrane transporter activity. Gene Ontology annotation, biological process: transmembrane transport. The transcript has 12 exons. NCBI's taxonomy places the organism in Eukaryota, Metazoa, Chordata, Lepidosauria, Squamata, Viperidae.
UUCCUUCGAACCGCCACCUCCGGAAAGUAACGGCAGAGGAGAGGAGAAGCGAGCUGAGCGCUCUAGAGCCCGCCGUUCGCUUUCGGGGACUGUGACGGGGAUGCCGCGCGGUGACCCGACGGAGCCAUGGAUCUGGAUGAGGCUUUUGGGCUGGUGGGGGAGUUCGGCCCCCAGCAGAAGAAGCUCGCCGCGUUCCUGGUGCUGCUACAGGUGUUUGUUGCCUUCCAGUCUAUGCUUAUUGUUCUCGUGGGAGCUGUGCCGGAAUAUCAUCUUGACCAAGAAGGAAUUCUGACUAAUGCAGAAGCUCUUGCAAAACAUGUCAGGUUCACCAGUAAUUUCACUUCUAUAGCAACAGAGUGGUAUUUAAUCAAACACGAAGCAUACAAAGUGAACCUGGCCUCAUCCUUGUAUUUUGCCGGGUUACUCAUUGGAAAUAUACUGUUUGGCCCAUUGUCAGAUAAAUUGGGCAGAAAGCCUGUAUAUCUAGCAGGGCUUUUUUUGGAUGUCAUUUUUGGAUAUGUUUCAGCAUUUGCUCCAAAUUACGAAAUAUUUGCAGUAUCACGCCUUUUUGUUGGAAUUACAAAUGGUGGCAUGUCCUUAGUGUCUUUUGUUUUGACACAAGAAUAUGUAGGAAAAUCUUUCUGGGCAAUGACAGGCUCGUUGACAAAUUUGACAUUUGCAUUCGGCAUAGCUGUUUAUGCCUUACUGGGAUAUUACAUAAGAGACUGGCGCCUUCUUGCCUUUGUAUCAAAUUCUCCAGGACUUUUCUUUUUUCUUCUUUCUUUCAUGCUUCCUGAAUCACCAAGAUGGUUAUAUUCUCAAGGCAGAACAGCAGAAGCAGAGCAGGUACUGCAAUACAUGGCUCUUCGUAAUGGGAAAGACAGGCUGGUGGUAAAACUGAAGCCAUGCAAAGGAGCCAUCAAGAAGGACGAUUCUACCCCUGGGGUCCUCAACCUGGUUACGCAUCCUAUCCUUCGAUGGCGCACUGUCAUUUUGAUGUAUAUCUGGUACGUGUGCAGCUUUGUAUAUUACGGUUUAACACUGAACGCUGGUGAAUUAGGAGGAAAUCUCUAUUUAAACGUGGCUCUUUCUGGCCUUGUAGAAGUUCCAGCAUUUCCACUCUGCAUGUUUUUCAUUGAGAAAUCUUGGUCGGGAAGACGUAAAAGUACAGCUGCUUUUUUGAUAUUUGCAGGCCUUGCCUGUGUUUUUACCACGUGUUUACCAGAAAAUAACAGGAGAUUUUUCUUCAGUCCCAGAAUUUUGGCUUUGUAUGGGAAAUUGACCGUAAGUGCUGCCUUCAACAUUGUAUACAUCUAUACUUCAGAGCUGUAUCCCACAGUAGUCAGAAAUGCUGGAUUGGGUGUGUGCUCAAUGAUUUGUAGGUUUGGAGGAAUUUUGGCUCCAUUUGUUCCUUCCUUGAAAUCUCUUGGUCCAUCUGUACCAUUUGGAGUCUUUGGAAUCAGUGGAUUAUCAGCUGGUUUUUUGAUUCUUCUACUUCCAGAAACUCUGAACAAACCAAUUGCAGAAACUAUUGAAGAUUUGCAGAUGCCUGUCUAUCAAAUACUUAAAAACAAAAAGGUAAAUCAAUUAGAAGAAAAGUUUUAGUAUUGCAAAAAAAUAUCUUGGUUGAAAAUUUCAGUUGUUGAAGUAUGCUGCCAUCAAGAUUAUCACGUUGGGACAUUCAAACCUAGUGUCCUAUUUCCAGAAUGAUCAAUGUCUCAUGUAAACAUGACUUGUGAAGAUGUGGAGCGGGAGAGAUAAAAAAUUAAUAAGGAAAUUUAAGGGCCUAAACCGAUUUUUCAAAUGCUGUAUACUGAAUGUUUUAAAACA